AUGACCACACUCAGCUCGCAAUUCCAUUCCAAGCAGCACCUCCUCCUGCUGCUGCCAGUAAUCCUUGUAUUCAUCCUUGCAGACGCGGCUGAAGAGCAGCCGCUGAUACCACGUCCAGGCUGCAUCGACAAGUGCGGCGACAUCGACAUCCCCUUCCCGUUCGGCAUUGGCCCCGGCUGCUUCCGUGAGGGCUUCGAGGUCUUGUGCAACCACUCUCGCGUCUUCCCUGCUGGCAACAAAACAUAUACAGAACGGGGCUACUCCACCGGCCGGUCCGACGGCCCGGUCUACGUUCGCAUUUUGCCGCUCGAGCUGGUGAGCAUAUCGGUCGCCACGGGCGAGGCACGUGCCUACGGACCGAUCGCAUACGAGUGCGACUAUUUAUAUCAGGUGGACUCCUCCAGCAGGCUGGACAUAAAGAUGUUCGAUACACCGUUCGCGGUGUCUUCGACCCGAAAUGUUCUCAUCGGCGUCGGCAAGGGAGCCGCGGCUACAAUGUCUUACAAUAAAUUUGGUGCGCAAGCCGUAUCUUGCGAAUCUUAUUAUGAGGGUGAUGGCAAGAACGGGACAUGCACAGGACAGGGCUGCUGCGAGGGAACCGUCGCACCCAGCGUCAUUCCUUCUCAGUCUGUCUUUCUGGAAGCAACAUACUAUGGUGGAACCAGACCUCUGCCACCUACUCCAGGGAACAAGUGUAGCUACGGCAUGGUGGUGGAGAAGUCAUGGUACAACUUCUCUACGCCGGACAUGUAUGAUCACAAGACGCUACUCAAAAGGUUCCCCCUGGGCAUUCCCAUUGUGCUCGACUUCGCCAUCGGGAACGCUUCGUGUCCGGCAGAAGGACAGCCGCCCCCUCGGAACUACGCCUGCGUGAGCGACCACAGCUAUUGUGUCGACAAAACCCUUGGUUACAAAUACGAUAUCUAUCACUAUAUAUGCAAGUGCCUGAACUAUUACGCUGGCAACCCUUAUGUCCCUAAUGGAUGCCAAGACAUUGAUGAAUGCCAGCGCCCCGAUGUAUGUUCAAAUGGUGGGAUCUGCAAAAACAGGCUGGAAGGUUAUGACUGUCCUUGCAAAUUCGGAAUGAAAGACGACGGCAAAGGGGGGACCUGCAAAGACAUAUUCACUCCAGCUGCAAAAGCUUCUGUGGGUGCAAUAGGUGCUAUUCUUCUCAUGGUGAUUCUGUUAUUUCUUGUGAUUCUUCCAAGAGAGAAAAAGAAGAUGAAACAAUUGUACGUAAAGAACGGUGGUCUGACAUUAGAGAAGGCAAAUGUCAUUAAACUUUUCAAAAAGGAUGACCUCAAGCCAAUUUUACAGAGUAGCAACUUAAUCGGAAAAGGUGGCUUUGGUGAAGUUUACAAGGGUCUUCUUGAUAAUAAACUAGUUGCAGUAAAGAAGCCGAUCAAUGGAAGUGCCCUAGAGAGUGAACAAUUUACAAAUGAAGUCAUCAUCCAAUCUCAAGUCAUCCACAAGAACAUUGUUAAGCUCAUUGGUUGCUGCCUUGAAGUUGAUGCCCCCAUGCUGGUCUACGAGUUUAUCUCCCAAGGUAGCCUCCAUGACAUUCUUCACAAGAACAAUAACAAUGUGGUUCUUAGCUUGGAUACACGUUUGAAUAUUGCUGCGCAGUCUGCCGAUGGUCUAGCUUAUAUGCACUCAAAAGCAAAUAUUACAAUUCUACACGGUGAUGUCAAACCAGCAAAUAUACUUUUGGAUGAUAACUUUGUAGCAAAGAUUUCAGACUUUGGCAUAUCUAGGUUGCUUGCUAGAGACAAGCAACACACAGGAUCAGUCAUCGGUGACAUGAACUAUAUGGACCCGUUAUAUCUACAAGAAGGCCUUCUCACUGAGAAAAGUGAUGUGUACAGUUUCGGAGUUGUGAUCCUAGAGCUUAUUAGCACCAGAAGGGCCAUACAUUCUGAGAAUAAUGGCUUGAUAAAGAGUUUUCUUGAUGCCCAUAGGAAACAAAAAAAGGCGACCGAGCUUUUCGACAAGGAAAUGGCAAUAACACAAAAUUUGGAGCUCCUUGAUAUUCUAGCAAAUAUGGCCAUGGAAUGCCUUAGCCUUGAUGUGGAUCAAAGACCAACCAUGAUGGAGGUAGCUGAGCGGCUACAUAUACUGAGUCGAUCUCGUAAGGUGUAA
Molecule: messenger RNA, 2139 nt
Organism: Lolium perenne
Lineage: Eukaryota; Viridiplantae; Streptophyta; Magnoliopsida; Poales; Poaceae
Product: wall-associated receptor kinase 1-like
Biological process (GO): cell surface receptor signaling pathway; protein phosphorylation
Cellular component (GO): plasma membrane
Molecular function (GO): calcium ion binding; ATP binding; protein serine/threonine kinase activity
Source: RefSeq, a predicted model, not a curated record